CAAGUUCUUUCCUAUCACUUAUAUCCUCUCUUUGACAUGUCUGGUAUUUUAGACGACGGUCUUCCUUGUGUGGACGCACUCCAAGUCGAAAAGCGCUACGGAGAAGAGAGAGCCAAACGACUUCGCCCAGAAGGAGACGAUCAGUUCAUCGACAUAUCACAUUCUCCACAACAUCAAUCAUUCUUAGAAGAUCCUUGGGUUGAGUCUGAAAAUUUGCAAGAUGUGAAAUCACUGUUCCCAGACAGCCGUUGCUCAAUGCUCAUACUUGGAGCGGGCUUGGGAGGUCUUGUGUACGCGGUACGCAUGAUUCAGGCUGGUAUCAAGCCGGAGGAUAUCCGAAUGGUCGAUGUUGCCGGAGGGUUUGGUGGCACAUGGUACUGGAAUCGCUAUCCCGGCUUGCAUUGCGAUAUCGAGAGCUACUCUUACCUUCCCUUGCUAGAGGAGACAGGAUAUGUACCAAAGCAUCGGUACUCUCGGGGCGAAGAAAUUCGCGGAUAUGCCAAUUUGGUUGCUGAGAAGUGGGGUUUGUCUAAGAAUGUUGCAUUCCAAACGAAGGCUCAAAAACUUGAAUACAAUGGCGAGAGUAAGGAAUGGGUCGUUGAGCUCGAGCAAAGGCGGUCCGAUAAGGAGUCAGUGCAGAUGGAUGUGCGUGCCGAAUAUGUUGUAACAGUGAACGGACCCCUUAACUGGGCAAAGCUUCCAGGAAUUCCGGGGAUCUUGGACUUCAAAGGAGACAUUUUUCAUGCAUCACGGUGGAAUUAUUCGGCUACUGGAGGUUCGCCAGAGGACUGGUCUCUUACCCAACUCAAAGACAAGACAGUUGCCAUUAUCGGAACAGGUUGCACAGCUAUUCAGAUAAUCCCACAUCUCGCACGUUGGGCAAAGCACGUGUAUGUCGUUCAACGCACACCUGCAUCUGUCGACCAUCAAGACCAGAAAGAGACGGACGAAGAAUGGUUCCACAAGGAAGUCGCCGCUUCUCCAGGAUGGCAGCACGAGCGAAUGAGGAACCUCCACGAGCACUUCACAACAGGGGAAAUGCCCUCAGUGAAUCUGAUAGGUGAUUCUUGGACUCGCGCUCCGGCACUUGCGGGUCUGACUGGUAACGCGGACGGUCCAAAGUCGAUGGAAGAGCUCCCCGCAUAUAUGAAGAAGCUCCACGCAAUCGACCUACCGCGACAAAACCGUCUCCGAAAACGUGUUGAAGAAGAAGUUCAUGACAAAGACACUGCCACGAGACUCCAAGCGUGGUACCCCUCAUGGUGCAAACGUCCAGCUUUCCACGAUGAAUACCUCUCCACCUUCAACCGCUCCAACGUCACACUCCUAGACACCGAAGGCAAAGGAGCCGACCGCAUCACCGACGACUCAGUCGUCGUAGACGGCAAAUCAUACGCUGUCGACCUCAUCAUCUGCGCAACCGGUUUCCGCGCUCCCUUCACCGGCACCCCAGCCGAGAAGGCCAACGCAAAGUUCUUCGGUCGCAAUGGCGUCUCUAUCACCGAAGAGUGGGCACGCAGCGGUCCCAAGACUCAACACGGUGUUCUUGACUACAACUUCCCCAACCUCUUCUUCUCUGGGCCAUGGCAGGGCGCCAACUCGCCAAACUACCUCUUCGCGGUGGAUAUGUUCGCGAAGCAUGCAGCGUACAUUCUUGCCGAGGCGCGGCGCAAGGCCGAUGGCAAGAAGUUCGCCGUUGCGCCUUCAUCUAGUGCGGCGGAAAAAUGGAGUAUGGAAGUCGCGAUGGGGUCGGCGCCCAAUGCGGCCAUCAUGGGCUGCACACCGAGUUACCUCAAUGUUGAGGGUGGACUUGAUAAGGUUCCCCCUCAGAUGCAGAUGAUAAUCGCUAGCUCUGGGCUUUGGGGAAGCGGGAUUGAAAAUUUCAUAGACCUUAUUGAAGCAUGGCGGGAAGAGGGAAACAUGGAGGGUAUUCAGGUCGAAGUGUAG
Periconia digitata is the source of this 1947-nucleotide messenger RNA. The record is from the annotation of a GenBank genome assembly. NCBI's taxonomy places the organism in Eukaryota, Fungi, Ascomycota, Dothideomycetes, Pleosporales, Periconiaceae.